CGACACGCUUCUCACAAUGUCUUUGCCUGAGACGAGAAUACUCCCGAUGCCACUGCAAACAACGCCGCCGCCGCCACCGCCUGCCGAGAACGCUACUGGUGUGGCGCUGCGUCUUAACUUGGCAACAUCGCCGCACUUCCCAGCUGGCCAACAGGCCGCCGAAGCAGAUACACACAGUGCUAUGACCAUCACGCCGCCCCCGACGCCGCCGCCACCACCUGCCGAGAACGGUACUGGUGCAGCGCUGCGUCCCAACUUGGCAACAUCGCUGCACUACCCAGCCGGCCAACGGGCCGCCGAAGCAGAUGCACAACAUAACAUGACCAUUACGCCGCCCCCAACGCCACCGCCACCGUCUGCCGAGAACACUACUGGUGCGGCGCUGCGUCUCAACCUGGCAACAUCGCCGCACUUGCCAGCCGGCCAACAGGCCGCCGAAGCGGUCAAAAACCAUGCUAUGAACAUCACGCCGCCCCCGAUGCAGCCGCCUGCCGAGAACGCUACUGGUGCGGCGCUGCGUCUCAACUUGGCAACAUCGUCGCACUUCCCAGCUGGCCAACAGGCCGACGAAGCAGUAAGGCACCAUGCUAUGACCAUCACGUCACCCCCGACGCCGCCGCCACCGCAACCCGAGAACGCUACUGGUGCGGCGCUGCGUCUCAACUUGGCAACAUCGCCGCACUUCCCAGCUGGCCAACAGGCUGACGAAGCAGUAAGGCACCAUGCUAUGACCAUCACGCCGCCCCCGACGCCGACGCCACCGCCUGCCGAGAACGCUACUGGUGCGGCGCUGCGUCUCAACUUGGCAACAUUGCCGCACUUCCCAGCCAGCCAAUAGGCCGCCGAGGCAGAUACGCACCAGGCUAUGAUCAACACGCCGCCCCCGACACCGCCGCCCCCAACUGCCGUGAAGGCUCCCGGGGAAUUGACGUGGUGCAAACCGGCCGUGAUGACAUCCGCCAGAGGGCAAAACGACCACUGAGGCGACAACGACCACUGAGGCGACAACGACAAAGGAUCACCCGGAGGAACCACUCCGAUGGCGCCGCCCACGGUCGCUGAGAAAGCGGCUGGCACAGGGUGGUGGCGCAAAACGACGAUUUUGCGUCACUCUCCGGGGGAUCAGCCACCUGCCAAGUCAUUCACAGUCGGCCCGACGCCACCUCACGCACGACACCACGGGCGUGCCACUCACACAAGCCACGCGCAUCACAAAGGGCGUGCCAAUCACGCCAGCCACGCACGUCAACAAGAGCCUGCCGCCACCGCACGUCACGCAUGUCAACAAGGGCGUGCCGCCACCGCACGUCAUGCACGUCAACAAGGGCGUGCCGCCACUGCACGUCACGCACGUCAACAAGGGAAUGCCGCCACCGCACAUCACGCACGUCAACAAGGGCGUGCCACCAACGCAAUUCACGCACGUCAACAAGAGCGUGCCGCCACCGCACAUCACGCACGCCAACAAGAGAGUGCCGCCACCGCACAUCACGCACGUCACCAAGGGCGUACCACUCACGCCAGCCACGCACGUCACCAAGGGCGUGCCAUUCACGCCAGCCACGCAAGUCAGCAAGGACGUGCCGCCACCGCACAACACAGGGGGCGUGCCACUUCCGCCUGCCGCGCACAUCACAGGGGGCGUGUCACUUCCGUCCGCCGCGCACAUCAUAGGGGGCGUGUCAUUUCCGCCCGCCGCGCACGUCACAGGGGGCGUGUCACUUCCGCCCGCCGCGCACGUCACAGGGGGCGUGCCACUUCCGACCGCCGCGCACGUCACAGGGGGCGUGCCACUUCCGCCCGCCGCGCAUGUCACAGGGGGCGUGCCACUUCCGCCCGCCGCGCAUGUCACAGGGGGCGUGUCACUUCCGCCCGCCGCGCACGUCACAGGGGGCGUGUCACUUCCGCCCACCGCGCACGUCACAAAGGACGUGUCACUUCCGCCCGCCGCGCACGUCACAGGAAGCGUGCCACUUCCGUCGCCGCGCCCGCCACUGUGGGUGCGCCACUUCCGCCCGCCACACGCGCCGCUGAAGGGGACACACCACCGCCCGCCACUGAGGGUGCGCCACUGCCGCCCGCCACACACGCCGCAGAUUGCGCCAUACCACCGCCCCAUGCCUCGCGUGUCACUGUGCGCGCGCCGCCUGCUGCUGAAUGCGCCGCAACGCUGCCUCCGCCGCCCACCAUUGCCGCCCCCAUGGCGACAGGUGCGGCCCACAAAUGCACCACGACGCCGCCGCCCACCUCGGCCGCCCCCAUGGCAACAGGAGCGGCCCACGUGCACACCAUGCCGCUGGACACACCAGUGGAGUGCUAUGAGCAGCAGUCUGCAGCGGCUAGCAAGUGUGAUUGCGCACAUGUGGGUGUUACACCGCGGCGAUGGAUGAUGUGGCGAGCCACUUUCUCACCUCAGUAAUGGCCAUGAGAGCUGCUAGGAUGUAAGUUUUGUCAGCUCCAGUUCAGUAUUUAAUGGAGUCCUCUGGCUGCCUCAAGUUUCUACAAACACUCCCGUGUGUGUGAUAAACUUUGUCAACAUUUUUUUGAGAGUAGUUCGUCAUAACUUUUAAGCAUUUUGUUUGGUUUGAAGAACCAAAAUUUAAAUUUGGUCAAGUUUAUCAGAGUGCACAGCCAUUAACUUUGUUUUGGUUUUGAAAUACAAAAUAAUAAGCACAAAUUCUAGAAGUGGCUGGACAGCGUAUUUUCUGAAACAGACGUUUUCAUGUGCUUAAACUGGAGUCGAGCCAUGUGGUUCGCCAGCUACGUAAAGGAUUUUAGCUAUUUUUUGCCUGAGUCUUUCUUAAGCAUGAAGGUGUGCGGGCUGAUAGUUACCUGUGUAUCCGCUGUAGUUGUGGUCAAAUUGGACUCAUGUGCAAGUUGUGCGGUCAUUUGUUCAUGUUUACAAAUGAUUGCUGGGCCUAUACUAUCACUCUUGGUCAAGAUAGAGCUAUCUUUUUUCAUAAUAGUGGUGGUGGCUGCCAAUGGACAUAAUUUUUCGCUGCACCUUGUAGAAUGGUCUAUGACGUCUGAACUGGAUAUUUUUAGAGACGUAUAAGGGUCAUUAAAAUAUAAAUCAGAAUUUGGUUGAUUCGACUCUAGUAACGUGUGCAAUGCAACAUGCAGGGAAAACAGCGACGAGAGAAUGGAGAGGGGAUAGGCAUGCACACUGCCAUCACAUUUCAUAAUUUCAGUAUCGCUAUGAGUGAACUAGAAGUACCAGCGUUUGUUGCGCAACUUGUUAUUUUUCAUUUUCUCACCAAUGAAGCAGAGUUAACUACAUUUGAUAGCCCGUACGCUUUCGUGGUGUGUACUAUGAUGAUAAUUAUGCAUUAGUUUUGGCUCACGUUCGGGUUACAGUUUUCGUUUUUCUAUUUAAAGGUGGACAAACUGUUGUUGUUGCAUCUUUUAUUAAUUUCAAUUGUUUGGCGUGCAUUUGUAUACUCUACUUUUUCAAUAAAUGUUCUUUCCAUGAA
This is a messenger RNA of Bacillus rossius redtenbacheri, 3473 nucleotides long. RefSeq lists its product as uncharacterized. The record is from RefSeq and is a predicted model, not a curated record. The transcript is spliced from 2 exons. NCBI's taxonomy places the organism in Eukaryota, Metazoa, Arthropoda, Insecta, Phasmatodea, Bacillidae. Bases 1311 to 2390 code for a protein of 359 amino acids.